GCUGCCCGGCGAGCAUCUCCGUUUGUUUGUAUUCCGAGGACUUUCGUAAACCCGCGCCUUUUCAAAUGUGUUGACAGUGUGUGUCACCCGGCUAGUGAUAACGAUAAACCCGCCGGAGAGAGAUAACGCGGGGCUCCGUUUUCACCGUUCCGCGAGACCUCGAGAUUUAUGUGAUCGCCCGCCUCUCCUCGCCUCGCCUCGCCUUCCUCUAAUCCGACCGCACACGCGGCGUCGCGGGCCGAUUUUUUUCACCGGCAGGAUGCAGCAGCAGCAGCAACAACAGCAACAUUCCGAUCCCGAGAAUAUAUCCUCGGCGGAAGUGCAGGAACUCACUCCCCUUCCGGAUGUCGUUGACGACGAGAUGUCCUCCAACGGGAUCACCAAUCUCACCCUCCAGAGCGUCGCCCUUGGCCUCCAGGGCGCCCUGCUCGCCGCUCUUCAACGCGCGGCUCUCCUGCCGCCGGGACACGCGGCGGCCGCAGCUCUCAAUCUCCAGGCCCUCGAGACGUACCUGACUCUGCAUCGUCUCCACGCGAGCAGCAACGCCUCGGCGAACGUCUCCUCGACGACGACCUCCGUCUCCACCUCCACCUCCACCUCCUCCUCCGCCAGCAGCAACAACAACAACAACAGCAUCAACAACAACAACAACAAUACCUCCGCGAGGAGUUCCUCGUUCCUCCAGAGCAACUGCACCUCCCCCGCCUCCUCAACCGCAACAAAGACUGAUCAUCGUCAACUCGGCGAUGUUUUGCCCGGCUCUACCACCCUCGACGAGGACGACGUCUCGCAUCUGGACUUCGUCACCGAUCCCGAGGAGGACCUCGCCCUGCUCGAGGAGGAGGAAGUCCUCAUGCGGGACAACAACUCGUCGGGAGGUUCCUCGACCCACAACCACGACGCUCUCCUCCAGAGAAUAGCCGCUGACGAAACACCGGCCCCGGCGAUAACUCCCGACGCUAACCUGCUCCAGGCCGCCUCUCUGCUCCCAUCGACGACGGCGACCUCCACCUCCGUCGAGGCCGUCCUAGCCCGGCCCUGCAGAGCCUCGAGACCUAAGAAACAGUUCAUCUGCAAGUUCUGCAACAGACAGUUCACCAAGAGCUACAACCUACUGAUACACGAGAGGACUCACACCGACGAACGUCCCUACAGCUGUGAUAUUUGCGGGAAGGCGUUCAGGAGGCAGGAUCACCUCCGAGAUCACAGGUACAUCCACAGCAAAGAAAAACCGUUCAAGUGCGCGGAGUGCGGCAAGGGCUUCUGCCAGAGUCGGACGUUGGCCGUUCACAAAAUUCUCCACAUGGAGGAAUCGCCCCACAAAUGCCCCGUAUGCGCGCGUAGCUUCAACCAGCGGAGCAACCUCAAGACUCAUCUUCUAACUCACACGGACAUAAAGCCUUACCACUGCUCCUCGUGCGGCAAGGUAUUCCGCAGGAACUGCGACCUCAGGAGGCACUCGCUCACCCACAAUUUGGGGGUCGCCUCCUCGCCCCCGCCCCCCAGCCUUCCUGGACCCGGGACGAGCACCGCCGUGCUCCAGGAAACCUCCUAGCCCCUCUGUCGACUCGAACGGUGUAAUAAUUACGCGAGAAUUAAGCUAAGCCCAUGCUCAUUAGAUCUGUAAUUAUGUCUAUAAUACUGAUUGUAUGUACUGAAAUUAUAAAUCUGACUAUAUAGAGUUUUCUCUAGUAUUU
Molecule: messenger RNA, 1697 nt
Organism: Neodiprion fabricii
Lineage: Eukaryota; Metazoa; Arthropoda; Insecta; Hymenoptera; Diprionidae
Product: protein sister of odd and bowel-like
Exons: 2
Coding region: 260-1555 (431 amino acids)
Biological process (GO): embryonic pattern specification; embryonic hindgut morphogenesis; regulation of transcription by RNA polymerase II
Cellular component (GO): nucleus
Molecular function (GO): RNA polymerase II transcription regulatory region sequence-specific DNA binding; DNA-binding transcription factor activity, RNA polymerase II-specific
Source: RefSeq, a predicted model, not a curated record